AGUACGUACAGUAACAAUAGCAAAUUAUACUCAUAUACAAGUGAUGUUUUGACACUUGCUAACGACAUAUUUUGCAUGGAAACUUGAUUAGUAUUUGCUGAAAAAACUACAUAUUUCUAACAGUAAAUGUUAAAUAAUUUUGAAAAGCGUUCGCAGAAAUCUGAUUCUGUUCAACGGAAGCGUAAAAUGUCUGAAGAUUGGGAUAAUGAAGAAGAAACAACAGUUGAUAACAAGGUUUUCACGAACAAUACACAUUUCCAAAAUAAUGCUUUUAAAUUGAAUGAAUCAUAUUCUAAUCGAGGGCAUCGUGGCCCAAAAUAUUCAAAUGUAAAAUACCAAAUAGAAGAUUGGACCCAAGAUGAUAAUAAUGAUACUGAAAAAAAUUAUUCAAAAUCAAAUAAUAGUAAUUGGAAUUCAGACAAUUCUAACAGAUCAUCUUAUAGAAAUGAUUUUGAUCGAAGGCGUGAUAACAGAAACCGUUCAGAUAGAAAUGAAGGUUUCAGAAAGGAAGGUACAAAUUGGAAUAGCAAAGAGAAAAUUGAUAUGGCCAAUGAAAACAAUGAAUGUAUUAUGAUCAAUUCUUCUCAAAAAGGUCUUUUGAUUGGUUCAAAAGGCUCAAACAUAAAAGAAAUUGAAUCUCAAUUUCAUGUACGAGUAAACAUUGAUAGGAAUUAUGAAAAUAAUGGCAAAAGCAAAGUUAAUAUUUCUGGUGGUUCCAAGUUAGAUAUAGAUAAUGCAAUAGUUCAUAUUGAAAAUCAAUUAAAAACUGCAUUCCAAACUGGAAAUAGGUAUAAACAACCAUCACAAAAUUAUUCCUCUAAUAGAGAUAAUUACGAAACAAAAAGAAGUUUUUAUAAAGAUGACUUAUCAAGCGGCAAUCAAAAUCGAGAGUACAAAAGGAAUGAUUUUAGCAAUGAAAACUCUUCGAAAUAUAAUUCUGAAAGACAAUAUGCUCAAGUAGAACAUGAAGAAGAGUCAUAUAAUGAUAACGACAAUUCCGCCCCAAUAGACUGGCAUGCACUUUACAUACAAUCAGAAGAGGAACGCCGUAAAAAGUGGGCGAAAUGUCCACCAUUAUUAAAAAAUUUUUACAAAGAACAUGCUGAAGUAUCAAAUUGCCCCGCAGAAGAAGUUUCAAGAAUGCGCAUGGAAAACAUGAAUAUUGUUGCUUCGAGAUUAUUUUUGGAAAAUAAAGAAUCUUCUGAACCAAUUCCAAAUCCUAUUUGGAAAUUCGAACAUUGUUUUGAAGAAUAUGAAGACAUUAUGCAAGAAAUUAAAAAACAAGGAUUUGAAAAGCCAUCUCCCAUUCAAAUGCAAGCCUGGCCGGUUUUACUAAAAGGGGAAGACUUAAUUGGUAUUGCUCAGACUGGAACGGGGAAAACCCUUGCAUUUUUAUUCCCUGCGUUUAUACAUACGGAGUAUCAACCAAUAGCUCGAAAUCAAAGAGAGGGUCCAAAUGUUUUAGUUUUGGCUCCUACUAGAGAAUUAGCCUUGCAGAUAGAGAAAGAAGUUUCAAAGUAUUCUUUCAGAGGAAUAAAAUCUGUUUGCGUUUAUGGUGGUGGUAGUCGAAAAGAUCAAAUAAACUUGGUAACAAAAGGAACGCAAAUUAUAAUCGCUACUCCGGGUCGCUUAAACGAUUUAGUACAAAAUGAAAUUAUUAACGUUAGCAGUAUUACAUAUCUUGUAUUAGAUGAAGCCGAUCGAAUGUUAGAUAUGGGAUUUGAGCCCCAAAUUCGCAAAGUUCUUUUAGAUAUAAGACCAGAUAGGCAAACUGUAAUGACUAGCGCUACUUGGCCUCCUGGAGUUCGAAGAUUAGCGCAACAGUAUAUGAACAAUCCAGUUCAGGUAUGUAUCGGUAGCUUGGAUUUAGCAGCUGCUAAAACUGUUACUCAAGUCAUUGAAAUAAUGGAUGAAGAUGAAAAAUAUUGCAGGGUAAUCGAUUUCGUAAAAAAUAUGGAACCUCAAGAUAAAGCAAUUAUAUUUUGUGGCAAAAAAGCUAGAGCUGACGAUUUAUCUAGUGAACUGACCUUAAAAGGUUUUAUGGUACAAUGUAUACACGGUUCCAGGGAUCAAUGUGAUCGCGAACAAGCUAUAGCUGAUAUAGCUUCCGGAGAAGUACGUGUUUUAAUUGCUACCGACGUUGCUUCUCGAGGUCUCGACAUCGAAGAUAUUACACAUGUUGUAAAUUACGAUUUUCCAAACAAGAACAUAGAAGAGUAUGUUCAUAGGGUAGGCCGAACAGGGCGUGCUGGACGUAAAGGAAUUUCGAUAAGUUAUUUGACUCGUGAAGAUUGGGCAUCCGCUAAGGAUUUGAUUGAAAUAUUAGAAGAAGCUAAUCAAGAAGUACCGAGGGAAUUGCGAGAUAUGGCUUCACGUUAUCAAGCGAUGCGUGAAAGAAGAGCAAACGAAUUGUCCUCAUUUGGAGAACGCAAUCGUAGGGGAGGCGGUAGAGGUUUCAGACAUGGAAAAGGAUUUUAACUUUUCAUAUUUCAUUGGAACAAUACUGUUGAACGUGCAUUUUUAAGGUUUUUUACUUGAAGUACUUCUUUUUUUAAUUAAUUUCCUAUUAUAAAAUUUUUUUUGAUACACAUACAUAAUUGUAUUUUCUAAAAAUACAUAGUUAUGUAUGUAUGCAAUAAAUGGAUAAAAAUUUAUAC
Condylostylus longicornis is the source of this 2657-nucleotide messenger RNA. Its product is annotated as probable ATP-dependent RNA helicase DDX43. Bases 127 to 2478 code for a protein of 783 amino acids. NCBI's taxonomy places the organism in Eukaryota, Metazoa, Arthropoda, Insecta, Diptera, Dolichopodidae. Gene Ontology annotation, molecular function: RNA binding; RNA helicase activity; ATP binding. The record is from RefSeq and is a predicted model, not a curated record. The transcript has 6 exons.